AUGCCCUCAUCGAAAGUAACAAAACCUUCGAUUAGAGCAUCCAAGGUUGAUAUCGAUGCUCUCAAGAAAAAACUAGGUACCAAAGAAAAUAAGGAAAACAGUGAGAUCAAUGAUAAGAAGAUCAAUGAUAAGAAGACCAACGAGAAGAAGACCAACGACACAAAGGCCAAGUCUUUCAAGGAAUUUAAUUUGAAAGAGGACAUUGAAGAAGCUUUAAAUUCUCUCAAAUUCUCGAUGCCUACACCUAUCCAGGAGCAAUCGUUACCGUACUCAUUAAAAGGAAGAGAUAUUAUAGGUAUUGCACAGACAGGAUCAGGUAAGACUGCUGCAUACGUGAUUCCUAUAUUACAGGCACUAUGGGAUGCACAGACACCAUAUUUUGCUCUGGUUUUGGCACCAACGAGGGAGUUGGCAUACCAAAUUAGAGAGACAUUUGAUGCGUUGGGUGCUAAUAUGGGACUAAGAUGUGCGACUAUUGUGGGAGGUAUGGAUAUGAUGGAUCAAGCCAAAGAGCUUAUGAGGAAACCUCAUGUCAUUGUUGCCACUCCAGGACGUUUGAUGGAUCAUUUAGAAAAUACAAAGGGAUUUUCUUUGAGAGCCAUGAAAUACUUUGUGAUGGAUGAAGCUGAUAGAUUGUUGGAAAUGGAGUUCGGUCCAGUUGUCGACAAGAUUCUUCAAGUUCUUCCACGAGAACGGAAGACAUAUCUUUUCUCUGCCACGUUAACGUCGCAGGUGGAUAAAUUACAGAGAGCCUCUUUGAUUAAUCCUGCAAAGAUCGAGGUCAACGGUAAAUACUCUACUGUUGAUACCUUGAUCCAGUCGAUGAUGGUUGUUCCGGACGGAUAUAAGAAUACCUUUUUGAUGUACAUCUUGAACGAGUAUAUGGGGAAAUCCGUCAUAAUAUUCACAAGAACGUGUGCACAUGCUCAACAUGUUGCAUUGAUGACAAGAAUCUUGGGAUUCCCAGCAAUUCCUCUUCACGGACAGUUAUCACAAGCUCAGAGACUUGGUGCGCUUAAUAAAUUCAGAUCCGGCGAUAAGAGUAUAUUGGUGGCUACCGAUGUUGCAGCCAGAGGUUUGGAUAUUCCAUGUGUCGAUCUUAUUCUCAACUAUGAUAUUCCAACAGACUCUAAGGCAUACAUACAUCGUGUAGGAAGAACCGCACGUGCCGGUAGAACGGGUAAAUCCGUUUCGCUAGUGACACAGUAUGACUUGGAGAUGAUUUUGAGGAUAGAAAAGGUCAUUGGCAUGAAACUCCCUAAGGAGACUCCUGAAAAGAACGAUAUCUUGGCCUUACACAACUCUGUGGAUAGGGCGGCUGCCGAGGCCAUCAACAAGGUGAAGCAGUUCCACGCACAUCGGAGAAUACAUACUCAUCAUACUUAA
This is a messenger RNA of Brettanomyces nanus, 1386 nucleotides long. It is a transcript of the gene RRP3, whose product is annotated as ribosomal RNA processing protein. Gene Ontology annotation, molecular function: nucleic acid binding; RNA helicase activity; ATP binding. The record is from RefSeq and is a predicted model, not a curated record. NCBI's taxonomy places the organism in Eukaryota, Fungi, Ascomycota, Pichiomycetes, Pichiales, Pichiaceae. The transcript has a single exon. The coding region runs from base 1 to 1386 and encodes 461 amino acids.